CACAUUUUAAAUUAUACAACUUGUGUGCACCUUGCGUUUUUAAACAAAAACAAAACAUUACAUUAAUGUCGUCAACAGUAUUUUAAAUUACUCUCAACGCUAUAUAUGUACGUGUAAUCACAAUCGCAUUUGGAGAGAGAGGAAAGCAAGCGUGUGCAAGAGAGAAGAGGGGCCAUAAACAAAACAACGGAUAAGACUGUGUGCAAGUCAGCGAUAAUUCCGUGAUAAAAUUCGUUUCUAUACGGAAAGCAACAAAGAGACUGACUGCUAACUAUUGACGACUGUCUACUGCCUACUUAUUAUGUGCCUACCUUGGAGCAUGUAAAGAUUAUCUUUAAGACAGAAGCUGAACCAAUUCCAAGCGCAUAACAUGUGUGUUAUUUUCUUCUACGCCAACUCGCAGCCCGGCGCCGAUGGCUACAAGCUCAUAUUGGCCUCCAAUCGCGAUGAGUUCUUUGAUCGCAAUACACAAACGGCAGCCAAGUGGCCAAAUGCCGAGCAUGUCUAUGGCGGCAUUGAUCUUCAGCCGGGACGUGAAGGCGGCACCUGGCUGGCCGUUGGAUGUGAGGAUGGUGUCUUUAAGGUGGGCGCUCUGCUCAAUUUGACCGGCGAGCCCAAGCCCCCGAAAGCAGUCGCGCACAAAAACAUUUUGCAGCCGCAUACAAAUUCCCAGAACGGCUGCAACAGCAAUCAGAACAAGCACCGGCAAACAAAUAACGAACAUUUCUUACUAGGACGCGGCAUGAUAGUGGCUGACUAUGUGCGCCAGUCCAACCCGGAGCACAACAUACUCAACUACAACAAAAGCCUGUUAAGCGACUGCACCAAGUACAGUGCCUUCAACUUUGUGUCCAUUGAAAUUGGGGACAGCUCGCAGCCGGCGCAGAUCAAGCUGCUCAGCAAUGUGCCGCCUACGUUGGCGCCUUUCGAGCAGGACAUGUGCUAUGGCUUUGGCAACAGUCUACCCGAUGUGCCUUUCGAGAAAGUGCGUUAUGGUCAGCAGCAGUUCGAGCAGCUAGUGCAAGAACAUGGUCAUGCGGAUGUGCAGACUUUGAGCGGCGAGUUGCUGCAGCUGCUAAAAAACAAGCACAAGCACUGGCCCGACGCGGAACUCAAGAGACGCGCGCCCAGCUGGGGCGAAGGUCUUAGCGCGCUCAAUGUGCAUAUUGAGGAGCAUGCCUAUGGCAGUCGCACCCACUCACUAAUCCUAGUCGAUGCACAAAACAAACUGCACUUUAUCGAGGAAACCAUGGAGACAUUGGAUCCCAGCGGCCCUUGGCGCUGUACGCACAUUGAAAAGCAAUUCUAAGGCCAUUUGAUAUAUACUGCAGUUGUUAGCCGAGAUGCGGCUAAACUCCAAAUUCCAGCAGUAAACCUAGUUCCAAGCAGCUAGCCAUAUAGAAAUAUAUAUAUAUAGUUUAACAAU
Drosophila busckii is the source of this 1426-nucleotide messenger RNA. RefSeq names its product transport and Golgi organization protein 2 (gene Tango2). Bases 371 to 1309 code for a protein of 312 amino acids. The transcript has 4 exons. Gene Ontology annotation, biological process: protein secretion; Golgi organization. Gene Ontology annotation, cellular component: Golgi apparatus. The record is from RefSeq and is a predicted model, not a curated record. Lineage: Eukaryota; Metazoa; Arthropoda; Insecta; Diptera; Drosophilidae.